Suillus bovinus is the source of this 761-nucleotide messenger RNA. RefSeq lists its product as uncharacterized. NCBI's taxonomy places the organism in Eukaryota, Fungi, Basidiomycota, Agaricomycetes, Boletales, Suillaceae. The record is from RefSeq and is a predicted model, not a curated record. The transcript is spliced from 4 exons. The coding region runs from base 173 to 658 and encodes 161 amino acids.
AUAAUACGGAAAUACACGUGUUGUAUCACCAGCUGAACCCUCAACCUCCCUCUCAACCUCCCUCUAUCCACAGUCCCCAUAUCCUUACCCCACUUCUUCCAUUCCCUGGCACUCAUUCAGUCCACCACUCAGCCCAUCCUCGAUCCUCAUCAAAUCGCACUGUCGCAACAUCAUGCCUCGUAGCUCAAGACGCCGAUACAUCAGACUUGAAGUUAUCAGCGGAAAGAAUAUUCAAAUCCCUUCCUGGCGCAUUCCCGCUGGCAUUUACAUAUCUGUCAAAGUCGACUCGAGGAGACGCUGGAAAUCGGUCAGCAGCGUUUUAUCAUCUGAUCAAUCUGUAGAGUGGGGGAAUAUUGUGACUCUAGCAUCGCAUGCCUCACCUACGUUUUCAGUGGAGAUCAGGGCGUCCUUCGAGCUUGGUAGAAUGCUAGGCGGUGGAGAGGUCAUCAGGAAACUUGAGAUGUCGUGGAAUGAGCUACUCAAUCAUGCAGAUGAGCCAUUCGAUCUAUCCUUCCCACCCGUGCGCGGUGUCUGCCCUUCCCUCACGCUGAAGGCCGCUGUUCUACAUGCUUGCGACAAUCAGGACGGCAAACUGUUUCAUGUGAGUGGAGCUGUUCUCUGUCCUAUUAGCUUUUUUCUGACAGAAUGCCAACUGUAGUCCAUCAUAGACUGCGAGAUUGCUCGAGACACAAAUGCGGGUCACACACAAUUUGCCGCAUACGUGACAAGCGAAAAAGUCUCUCACUUGAACGCUGCUGUAA